GAGGAUUCAGCUAUGGCGUGCCACGUGCUGGCGGUGCCAUAUCCAGGAAGAGGACAUGUCAAUCCGAUGAUGAAUCUCUGCAAAAUUCUAGCUUCUCUAAGGGCACCUAAUGAGCAAGAGAUUCUUAUAACCUUUGUUGUCACAGAAGAGUGGCAAGGCUUAAUCGGCUCCGAUCAAACUAGGCUCAACAGCAUAACGAUCUCUACAAUUCCCAACGUACUCCCGUCAGAGCUAGUCCGUGGGUCCGACUUCCCUGGGUUUUAUGAGGCUGUGAUGACAAAAAUGGAAGCUCCCUUCGAAGUUCUGCUUCAAGAUCUUCAGACGCACGUGACAAUUAUUAUAGCUGAUGCCGAGCUCCAGUGGGCUGUUCCUCUUGCGAAUCGAUGGAAUAUUCCGGUGGCUACUCUAUGGACCAAUUCCGCAUCGGUGUUUUCCAUGUUCCUCCACUUUCAUCUCCUUCGCCAAAAUGAGCAUCUGGGAAUUAAUUUUUCAGAGCAUGGAGAAGAACGCGUGGAGAAUAUCCCUGGAGUUUCUUCAACAAGAAUAUCAGAUUUACCACUAUUUUCCACGGAAAUGACAACAAAGUAUUGCAGCUUGCCUUGCAAUGCAUAUCAAGAGUCAAGCAAGCGCAGUAUCUCCUUAUCAAUUCCAUCUACUGCCUCGAACCCCAAGCCAUAG
This is a messenger RNA of Neltuma alba, 678 nucleotides long. RefSeq names its product UDP-glycosyltransferase 87A1-like. Gene Ontology annotation, molecular function: quercetin 7-O-glucosyltransferase activity; quercetin 3-O-glucosyltransferase activity. The coding region runs from base 13 to 678 and encodes 221 amino acids. The transcript has 2 exons. Lineage: Eukaryota; Viridiplantae; Streptophyta; Magnoliopsida; Fabales; Fabaceae. The record is from RefSeq and is a predicted model, not a curated record.